This is a messenger RNA of Trametes versicolor FP-101664 SS1, 273 nucleotides long. RefSeq names its product HAT dimerization. The transcript has 2 exons. Lineage: Eukaryota; Fungi; Basidiomycota; Agaricomycetes; Polyporales; Polyporaceae. The record is from RefSeq and is a predicted model, not a curated record. The annotation marks the transcript as partial. Gene Ontology annotation, molecular function: protein dimerization activity.
GAUGAGCUCACGCGUUAUCUCGCCAGCGCGCCCGAGCCCACCAAUGAUGCUCUCGCAUGGUGGUCGGAGCGGCGCGGCAUGUAUCCGCACCUCGCGCGGAUGGCACUAGACUAUCUGUCUAUCCCAGCGACUUCCGUGGACGUCGAGCGUACGUUCAGUCGUGGCCGACGCCUGCUGAGCCAUGUGCGUAGCCGUCUCAGCGCGCAGACCACGCGUGCAGUCUUGUGUCUCGGAGACUGGGUUCGAUGGGACAUGGUACGCCCUGAAGAUGUG